AUGCAGGCACCAGUGGUAUACUUAAAUACAUCUACCCAAAGACAAACUGGUAGACAAGCACAAGUGGCCAAUAUUACUGCCGCAAAAGCAGUUGCUGAUAUCAUCAGGACAUGUUUGGGUCCUAAAGCCAUGCUUAAAAUGUUAUUGGACCCAAUGGGUGGUAUUGUUUUGACUAAUGAUGGCCAUGCCAUUCUAAGGGAAAUUGACGUGUCUCAUCCUGCUGCAAAGUCAAUGAUUGAACUUUCAAGAACACAAGAUGAGGAAGUUGGAGAUGGUACUACUACUGUCAUUAUUUUGGCAGGAGAAAUUUUGGCGCAAACCUUCCCCUACAUUGAGAAGAACAUCCAUCCAGUCAUAAUCAUCCAAGCUUUGAAACAGGCUUUAAAGGAUGCAUUAGAGGUUAUACACGAAGUGUCAAAACCAGUUGAUAUCAAUAAUGACAAAGCGAUGAUUCAGUUAAUCAAAGCAUCCAUUGGUACAAAGUAUAUCAACAAAUGGGCCGAGAAAAUGUGUGAAUUGAGUUUGCAAGCUGUCAGGACUGUCAUGGUCCAGAAAGGUGACUAUAAAGAAAUUGACGUUAAGAGAUACGUGAGAAUCGAAAAGAUACCUGGAGGAGAAGUUGCAGAUUCUGAGGUCCUUGAUGGUAUUUUGUUGAACAAAGACGUUGUUCACCCCAAAAUGAAAAGGUAUAUCGAAAACCCACGAAUCAUAUUAUUGGAUUGUCCAUUGGAGUACAAAAAGGGAGAAUCGCAAACAAAUAUAGAAAUCACCAAGGAAGACGAUUGGAACAGGAUUUUACAAAUCGAAGAGGAACAGGUCAAAUUGUUGUGUGAUCAAUUGUUGGAGUUUAAGCCUGACUUGGUCAUAACGGAGAAAGGGGUAAGUGACUUGGCCCAACAUUACCUUUUGAAAGGCGGUGUCUCUGCAUUGAGAAGGGUCAAAAAAUCAGAUAAUAACCGUAUUGCUAGAGCUACAGGUGCUACUAUUGUUAAUAGAGUGGAAGACUUGAAAGAGUCAGAUAUUGGUACCAAAUGUGGGGAAUUUAAGGUUGAAUUAAUAGGUGAUGAGUAUUUUGCAUUUCUUGAUAAAUGUAAGAAGCCACAAGCUUGUACCGUUAUAUUGAGAGGGGCAUCAAAGGACAUUUUGAACGAAAUAGAAAGGAACCUUCAUGAUGCAAUGGCGGUGACGAGAAAUGUCAUGUUUGAACCAAGUUUAAGUCCAGGAGGUGGUGCCACUGAAAUGGCUUGUAGUGUUAGACUAUCUGAAAAGGCCAAAACCAUUGAAGGGGUUGAGCAGUAUCCAUAUCAGGCAGUCGCUGAUGCAUUUGAAGUUAUACCUAGAACACUUGUUCAAAAUUGUGGUGGUAAUCCGAUCAAAGUUUUAUCGCAAUUGAGAGCUAAGCAAGCACUGGGAAACUACACUUAUGGAAUAGAUGGGGAAAAUGGUAAAGUAGUUGACAUGAACGACUAUGGUAUUUGGGAGCCUGAAGUAAUCAAACAGCAAUCGAUCAAAACAGCGAUUGAGAGUGCGUGUUUACUUUUGAGAGUGGAUGAUAUUGUUAGUGGAGUACGCCAAACGCAAGGUUAA
Lodderomyces parapsilosis is the source of this 1587-nucleotide messenger RNA. It is a transcript of the gene CCT3, whose product is annotated as chaperonin-containing T-complex subunit. The record is from RefSeq and is a predicted model, not a curated record. Gene Ontology annotation, cellular component: chaperonin-containing T-complex. The transcript has a single exon. Lineage: Eukaryota; Fungi; Ascomycota; Pichiomycetes; Serinales; Debaryomycetaceae. Gene Ontology annotation, molecular function: ATP hydrolysis activity; ATP binding; ATP-dependent protein folding chaperone. Bases 1 to 1587 code for a protein of 528 amino acids. Gene Ontology annotation, biological process: protein folding.